AUGCGGGUGGGUGUCGAGGGCCAGAGGGGAGCCAAGGCGUCAUGCCAGGACGUCGAGCCGGGACAUCGAGCUUUACAAGAAGGCUCGAUCUCGUCCGCUAUCUCUCUCUUCCAUCCCUACCUCAUACUCUCGACUUCCCCCUUUCCAGCCCCCAUCCAACACAAUAUGCGCUUUACCCUCAAGUUCGCUACCCUCGCGAUUCUCUUCGUCGCCAGCCUGGCCGUUGCUAGCGUCGAGGCUCAGACCAAGCGUAUGGACAUCGAGAAGAACGUCCCUGGCCCGUCCCUGGCCGAUAUCUCUGGCAUGGGAGACGCCCACCUCACUCCUAAGCUGAACAGCUUCAUGGCCGACGGAGGCCCCGUCCACGGCUCCUGCCGUGACUGCUCCGGCGAAGCUACCGCACGCGACACCAAGAAGGCCCUCAUUUGCCUCAGGUCUAUCCUCAACAACUACGAGCCUGACAAGCAAUGGAAAGAAAUCGCGAAAAUCUACUAUAACCACGACAAGAGGAACGACGUCUACUCCGCGUUUGGAGGAUUCGACUUACCGAACGCUCAGUACUAUCGCUCCCAAACCAAUGCUGGCACCGGGUUUGCCCGCUUCGAGUACGACUGCGAGGGAGACGGUUCUGCGGCUUUGGCCUGCGACUCGUGCAAGGAGAACAAUCCUUCGUCGGAGACGAGCAGCACCCCCAGUAUCGUCACGGAUAACACCAAGGAUGGUACCAAGCACCAUGAAGACGGGGAUCCCUCGGUGAACAGCGUGAUUGAGAAUGUGAUUGGGGUAAACGUGGGCUGCGGCGACCACUGUGACGAAGGGAGCAAGAAGAAGUGA
Jaminaea rosea is the source of this 834-nucleotide messenger RNA. RefSeq lists its product as hypothetical. The record is from RefSeq and is a predicted model, not a curated record. Bases 1 to 834 code for a protein of 277 amino acids. NCBI's taxonomy places the organism in Eukaryota, Fungi, Basidiomycota, Exobasidiomycetes, Microstromatales. The transcript has 6 exons.